AUGAGCAAACCACCUUAUCCAGCUGUUGAAAUUGGAAGUGAGUUUUGGCAAGGAUGUGAAAAAGAAGCAGGCUCUUCUAUGUGGAUCUAUGUUUUACUGGGAAAUCUUUUGCGUGGAAUAGGUGAAACUCCUAUCCAGCCUCUGGGAAUUACAUACAUUGAUGAUUAUGCCAUUGAAGAGAACGCUGCCUUAUACAUUGGCUGCGUACAGACACUUGCAAUUAUAGGUCCAAUAUUUGGCUUUCUUCUUGGAUCUCUGUGUGCCAAACUUUAUGUUGACAUUGGCUUUGUAGACCUUGACAGCAUAACGAUAACUCACAAGGAUGUGGAAUGGGUGGGAGCCUGGUGGCUGGGUUACCUAAUAGCAGGUGUUAUCAGUGUUCUGGCUGGUAUUCCCUUCUGGUUCCUGCCCAAGCACCUCCCAAAACCAGAGAGCAGAAAGGACUCCAGCACCUCUUCUGAGCAGUCCAAGUUCAUCACUCAGGAUAACAAAGAGCAACAAAAAUCUUAUCAACCGCAAAUGAAGUUUGCUGAGAUGGCAAAAGACUUCUUGCCAUCACUGAAGAACCUCUUUGGAAAUCCAGUUUAUAGUCUGUAUUUGUGUGCAAGUAUCCUUCACUUCAAUUCUUUAAUUGGCAUGGUGACAUAUAAGCCAAAAUAUAUUGAACAACAGUAUGGGCAAACAUCUUCAAAAACUAAUUUUGUUAUAGGUCUUAUCAACAUUCCUGCUGUGGCCUUUGGCAUAUUCUCUGGGGGACUGAUCAUGAAGAAAUUCAGAAUCAGUGUUUUAGGGGCUGCAAAAAUCUCCCUAGGAUCAUCUUUUUUUGGUUACCUUCUGUUGCUCUCAUUGUUUGCCAUGGGCUGUGAGAACUCAGAUGUAGCCGGACUGACCAUAUCUUACCAUGGGACCAAGCAGAAGGUUGGUUAUGAGCAAGGCCUGUUCUCAGAGUGCAACUUGGGCUGCAUGUGCUCCCAGAAUGACUGGGAUCCUAUUUGUGGAGAGAAUGGCAUCACCUACAUUUCUGCGUGUCUCGCUGGCUGCCAGGCAUCCAACGGCAGUGGGAAAAACACUGUAUUCUUUAACUGCAGCUGUGUAGGGAUUCUGGAAUCUCCAUCAAGAAGCUCCUCAGCUGUGAUGGGACCAUGUCAAAAAGGAAAUGAGUGUCCGAAAAUGUUUCUAUACUUUCUGGUAAUAUCAGUUAUCACUUCAUAUACUUUGUCAGUAGGUGGCACACCAGGAUACAUACUUCUUCUAAGGUAAGCAAUCAUUAUUUCUGCUAACGUUGGCAAAUGUUUUCAAGAUGUUUUGAUGUAUGAAACUGGGUCUCCUUCUAUUCCCUAAUACUGUGAAAUGUUUUCAGCUGUGAGGUAGCUUUCAAAUUAUUUUUUUUUCAUUUAUUAACAGGCAUUCUACCAUUGAUACAGCGUGUUUAUAGUUACAGAUACAAGCUAUAUGUUUUUGAUUUUAAAUAUAAUAUAGGAGGCCUAGCUAUCAUUUAUGUCAAGUUCUGCUUCACUUAAUACCUUUUACUCCACCAGAACAGUGUUAAACAGCCGUGGCAUGAAUGGAAAUGAGCUUUACACAUACCAAUAUGUGCAUGUAUAUGCUUAUAGGUAGUCAGCUUUCCCUGCUUCCUAUGUAUACCAGCAUACACAUACACAGAGGUCACCUAACCCAAACUAUCUACAUGCACUCAGCUCUUCUUCUCAAAUCUGUUGUAUUGUUCCAUAUCA
Molecule: messenger RNA, 1733 nt
Organism: Meleagris gallopavo (turkey)
Lineage: Eukaryota; Metazoa; Chordata; Aves; Galliformes; Phasianidae
Source: RefSeq, a predicted model, not a curated record